Neurospora tetrasperma FGSC 2508 is the source of this 1167-nucleotide messenger RNA. RefSeq lists its product as uncharacterized. Bases 1 to 1167 code for a protein of 388 amino acids. The transcript is spliced from 3 exons. The record is from RefSeq and is a predicted model, not a curated record. Lineage: Eukaryota; Fungi; Ascomycota; Sordariomycetes; Sordariales; Sordariaceae.
AUGCUGCCGCGUGACCCGUUUGACUGCCUUCGGCCACAAAACCAGCACGGGGCGACCUUUGGCAUUGUUGCUCGCUUCUCCUUAACCAAACCUCACCAUUCCACAGUCAGUAACCGUUUGCGGCCCGCGUUCGCCAUGAGCACCAAGAGCAAAACGUCGCUAGACGACGGCGACGACGACGUCGUCCGUAAGACAUUCUCGAGCACAUGCAGGAUGCCUACAGCAGUAAAAUUUCUGGGAUAUUGCCCGUUUCCUCCAGUUAUGAACCUCUACGGCAAUUCCUCUGGGGGCGUUAUUGGCGCACUGACUAUAUAUAAGCUCUGCGGUGCGGAUAAGAACGAAUUCUUAUAUGUUGUCGAGGUACAUUACGGCUUUACCCCUAGAGGACCGCUCAACUUCAGGCCGGGCUUCUACCUGCGGAACGGAACGGGAACCGAGGCCCCAAUUUUGGCGGCCGCCGGCGACGAAGAGCGAGAACCCCUUCUGAUGUCAACCUUUAGCGUGAAAAGUCUUAUUAUGGUGCCGCCGCCGUUAGACGAAGACGACGUCGAGUUCAACUUGAACCCUCGUGACUUAGUCACCGAGAUUAUGUACGCUACAAUAACCACCGACGCCCGCAAGGGCAAUAACGCUCUCACCUCCGCCACUCCGUCAUCUCGCCGCGCUACUCUCUCCGUCGCCGCCGCCGCCAGUCCCUAUCCUCUUCACGCCGCCGCCGCCACAAGACGGAACCGGGAAAGUUGGGAGCACCGACGUGGAGGACAAGUAGCCCACCCUAGGUCUGAAUUGAAUCUUGCCGCGCUGUCCAUCGAUAAACAACAACAGCUAGCUAUGAACGCCGCUGUCACCAACUAUACUGGCGACGAAAUCUCUAUUGUUAACCUUACAACAAGAUGGGCGGAUUUGGACUUAGGCUUAGAUGGGGACAGCACUAUCAAAGUCUUCGAGGGACAGACGGAGGUCGGUGAAGUCACAUCCGUGGACCUGAGGGAGGACAACCUGUUCGCCAUGGUCGGCCCCGACGCAGGGGUCUUCAAAGGAUGGGAGUUAUACUGUCAGCAAGGACAAGUAAACUUGAAGCUGAUUGAUACAUCAUCCAUCAUGAUUAAGGCCCCGCUCCUCCAUGAAGCUCUUUUCCUUGGCUCCCAAACCGCGUUACAGAUCUAA